Botrytis deweyae is the source of this 1618-nucleotide messenger RNA. RefSeq lists its product as uncharacterized. NCBI's taxonomy places the organism in Eukaryota, Fungi, Ascomycota, Leotiomycetes, Helotiales, Sclerotiniaceae. The record is from RefSeq and is a predicted model, not a curated record. The transcript has 3 exons. The coding region runs from base 1 to 1566 and encodes 521 amino acids.
AUGUCACGACGCAUAAGUCUUUCGUAUCCCAUGGGUGAUCUGGGAUGCAAAAAUCAAAUCAAAGUAGCACCUGACAACGACGAGGUGUGUGAUAAGAUCAUGGAAGCUAGAGCCUUACUACUUCCUGAUUUUUCUUCAGAUGGUGAGCUGAGAAGAAUCAUAAAAAUGUGUCCAGAUCUGGACCCAUGCACGGACAUGAAGGAAGUUGUUCUUAAUCAGUGGCAACCAAAUAAUAAGCCAUGGAGAAUCGGCAUCACAUGCUGCAUCGAGCUUCAGCACCAUCAUGAGAGAUGGCUAUCAAAAUUUCCUUUCACAGUCAAUGACGUACUAUAUUGUUACAACAAUGAAGAUGUCAAUUUUUUCCAUGAUAAAACAGCCUGGUCAGCCUCAAGAUUUUAUGUCAUCCGACGACGAGGGCCACAAGGCAAACCAAAGAGGAAAUUUAUAGGUCCUUUCUAUUCUGGAGCUUCUCGUCCACUCAAAGACGUUGAUCGAAUCCCAUAUGAAAUUAAGAGUAUUCGAAAAUUACUUGGCACCCAUCAAAGCGAACGUGGAUGGAAUCUUCCGAGCAGUCAUCGAUGCCAUCUUUUAAAUUUUCCAAAAGAAAUUUUGACCUUGAUCUUUGCCUAUACACUCGUUGCUGGAGGCGGAGCGGUUGUUACUCCGGCAGUAGUGACUUCUAACUGGGUUGAAUCAUACUCUAAAGCAGAUUAUCGAAUUUCUUUCCCAGAUUCACCUCAUUAUAACAGGCAUAAGUCUUUUGAGAGUGGUUCGGAUGUGGUUCUUCGCAAGAACAUAGGACCUAGACCAGGCAUUCCUGACUCAUCUCCGUACGUCGAGCUUACAAGAGUUCUUCGCCCUCUGAUAGAUGCCACAUGUCUCCGUUCCUGCAAGUACAUAUGGAAGCUUGGAUCACAAAUGUUAUAUGCAGAUAACGCAUACAGCUUCAAGAUGAACGGUACGGAAAUUACUGACUGUCCACCUUCUUUGAUAUUCGAGGGCGGCAACUACCACCGGCCAAGUCCCGAAAAACCUACCUUAUCCCAAGAGGGUAUCUCGGACGGUUCAACAGACAAAGAGUUGUCGGCUAGAGAAUAUGAAUCUAAAAUCGAACGUGUCAUCAAUCAACUUGAGAGACGCGUCCCAAUUCUUGAGUUGGAGGGCUGGGCUUAUUACGAUCCAUUCAUCCGAUUUCUCUACACAAUCGGACCGCAAAAUAGAGCUUCAAUUCGCACUUUACGAUUCACGGGCGCUCCAAAAACCCAUGUGCGAGAAGCCCGCGGGUGCGAUUGUCAUGGUGUAGAUCUGUUACUCAACAUGCGCAUAUACAUCCCCUUUAUCAACAAAUUUUGUACAGGCGUAAAGAAACUUGUGUUGGAUAUGGAUAUGGAUUGUUGCAUAUACAUGGGCAGUGUAGGAAAUGUUAUAAGGAGCUUCGAUGAAGUCUUGAUACCGUUUUUGGGCGAACUUGAGAAACUUCAAAGAGUUCGCAAUCUGGUGAUGAGACGGAGAAUAUUAAUCUAUCCAGAGGACAGAUUCGAUAGAAGAACUCUACGAGGAUAUUGAAUAUGCCAAAGAUACGAUCAAUUCUCUUCGGAACAGGGUCGAAAACAACGUA